Molecule: messenger RNA, 570 nt
Organism: Tetrapisispora phaffii CBS 4417
Lineage: Eukaryota; Fungi; Ascomycota; Saccharomycetes; Saccharomycetales; Saccharomycetaceae
Gene: ASG7
Product: Asg7p
Exons: 1
Coding region: 1-570 (189 amino acids)
Source: RefSeq, a predicted model, not a curated record
AUGCCCAUCAAAAAUACAACUUACAAAAUGGAAAAUAUCUUUGAUACCUUCGAAGUGAACGAGACUAAAGAAUACAAUUCCUCUCUCAGUCAUAAAUGUUAUUGUCAAUGCCAAUCAUGUAAUAUAAGCAAGAAAUAUAUUAAAUUUAUUCCUAAAUUGUUUAUUGUUGGAUUUUUAUUGCCUAUAUCCUGGCUAUUUUUGAUCUACUUAUACAUAUGGCCAUAUAUGUAUGUAAAUUCAGAAAUUGAUCAUGAAGCAAUUGAUCUGGAAGAUCUUCCAACUGCUUUUGAGAUUCAUCAAAUGUUGGAUGAACAAUAUAUUGAUGUAACUUCAGAGAACACAAUGCAUUCCAUCGAAACUGAAAGAAAUAGAAAAGGCUCAAUAUCAGGUUCGAAUCUUGCCCUAUGUAGAGAAAAGUUAAUUACGAAGGUUUCUGAAAGUAUUGUUAAUUCACAUUACGAAAUAAGAAGAAGCAUUAUUGCUUGGGCUUUAAGAUCAUUGUUAGGUGUUGUCUCAUACAUCAUUAUAAUUAUAUUUUUGGUAUUAACACUUAAAAAAUCUACCAAAUAA